Bipolaris zeicola 26-R-13 is the source of this 660-nucleotide messenger RNA. RefSeq lists its product as uncharacterized. The record is from RefSeq and is a predicted model, not a curated record. Gene Ontology annotation, biological process: protein N-linked glycosylation; lipid biosynthetic process. Bases 1 to 660 code for a protein of 219 amino acids. The transcript is spliced from 3 exons. Gene Ontology annotation, molecular function: dolichyldiphosphatase activity. NCBI's taxonomy places the organism in Eukaryota, Fungi, Ascomycota, Dothideomycetes, Pleosporales, Pleosporaceae. Gene Ontology annotation, cellular component: intracellular membrane-bounded organelle; endoplasmic reticulum membrane.
AUGUUGGACCCGGCCGACCGCGUUUCGUGGGUGUGCGCAUGGCUGGCUCUCGUCCCCCAGGCCCUGUGCGUCGUCUAUGCGACGCUGAUAUGGUCGAACCGCGAGAUUGAGAUAUUCCUUAUGUUUGCCGGCCAAAUGGCGUGCGAGGCCCUGAAUUGGGUGCUCAAGAGAUAUAUCAAGGAAGAGCGACCAAGGCAAAUGCAUAAGUAUAACAAAGGCUAUGGAAUGCCCUCGUCGCAUGCCCAGUUUGUCUCCUUCUUCUCCGUCACCCUCGCCCUCUUCCUCAUCUUCCGUCACGUCCCGCAUCCUACAGAAACCCACACUCCCUUCUCCUUGGGCGGCCGCAUCGUUCUCUCACUCCUCGCCUUGCUUGGCGCCGCUGCUGUAGCCAUCAGUCGCAUAUACUUGAGCUACCACACCCCCAAGCAGGUCAUGGUUGGCUGUGCCGCCGGCGCCAUAUUUGCUCUGGUCUGGUUCGCAUUCACGACCUACCUGCGGAGAGCAGGUUGGAUUGAGUGGGCGCUCGAUACAUGGCUUUUGAGGGUACUCCGUGUCCGAGACCUCGUCAUCCAGGAGGACUUGGUCGAUUCUGGCUGGGCGCGGUGGGAGGACAGAAGAAAGCGACAGCUGUUCCAGACUCAAGCAAAGAAGGCUAGGUGA